Molecule: messenger RNA, 2491 nt
Organism: Limanda limanda (common dab)
Lineage: Eukaryota; Metazoa; Chordata; Actinopteri; Pleuronectiformes; Pleuronectidae
Gene: atf3
Product: activating transcription factor 3
Exons: 4
Coding region: 92-787 (231 amino acids)
Biological process (GO): regulation of transcription by RNA polymerase II
Cellular component (GO): nucleus
Molecular function (GO): RNA polymerase II cis-regulatory region sequence-specific DNA binding; DNA-binding transcription factor activity, RNA polymerase II-specific
Source: RefSeq, a predicted model, not a curated record
UUUACACACGGAGCAGCGAGAGGAGCCGAGACCAGAGGAAAACUUCCCCGACUUCACUUCACCUCCUCCGGCCACAGACACCUCUCACAGAAUGAUGCUGCAGCACUCGGGUCCCUCGCUGGCCGACAUCAGCUGCUCCGCCCUGGUGCCCUGCCUGUCCCCCCCCGGCAGCCUCACCCUGGACGACUUCACCCACUUCACCCCCAUGGUGAAGGAGGAGCUGCGGCUCGCCAUCCAGAGCAAGCGCCUGUCCAACGGCCUCAGCGUGGACAUGAGCUCGGACGGAGCCAGCUCCUGCUCCGACCGGGCCUUCGACGAGCCCGGUACCCGAGGGUCCGGGGGCAAGAGAGAGAGAGAGUCGAUGGUCGAGGAGCCCGACCGGAGGAAGAGGAGGAGAGAGAGGAACAAGGUCGCUGCUGCAAAGUGUCGCAACAAGAAGAAGGAGAAGACCGAGACUCUGCAGCAGGAGUCGGAGAAGCUGGAGUCGGUGAACUCGGAGCUGAAGGCUCAGAUCGAGGAGCUGAAGCAGCAGAAGCAGCAGCUGGUCUACAUGCUCAACCUGCACCGGCCCACCUGCAUCGUGCGGGCGCAGAACGGCCAGACCCCCGAGGACGAGAGGAAGCUCUUCAUGCAGCACAUCAAGGAGAGCACCUUGCAACUGCACAACAUCACCUCCUCCUCCUCCACCGCCUCCACCACCUCCUCCAUCUCCUCCAUGUCCACCCUGUCCCCCCUGGACGGAGGACUCCUGUCCCUCGACCUCAUUCACUGUCCCGGUCACCUAUGAGCAGCUCUCAGGACUUUUCUGGGACUUUAGACUCACGGACUCGUUCAGCAUCCACAUCGCUGCUACAGGGAGCGCCCCCCGCCCCCCCGCCCACCGCUCUCUGAAACCUGAUUGGACGGCUGACAUACAAUGGACAGCACCUUCAAACAGUCAGGGCCAAGGCGAUGCCAAAGCACUAAAAACUAAAUGAUCAUUGAUUGUCUUUUUUUAUUUACAGGUAUUUUGAAAAGAUGAAAGUCUGAGUUAGUGUCCGAGUUUUGUACCAAAGUGAUUUCACACGUUUGUCUGUUCACCCGCAAAGAACGUAGUUACAGAGCGACAUGUACGAGUGAGUUUGAAAGCAAUGUUGUAUGCGCUUGUUGUAUGAAAAUCUGUAUAUUUAUUAAGAAACUACUGUCGUUGUUGUUGUAUUAACCCCGUCUGCUCGUCCUUUAUACAACGUGAGCUGCUACGUCUGCUGCUACCACUAACCACUCAGGUCCUACGCUGGCUGCAGGAGUCGCACUGUACGUUUAUUUUAUUGCCUGGUUUCACAGCUAACCUCUGAAAGAGUGCGAAGCUGCUUCGACGCCGCUUUGUUUUCCGUCCGGCUCCUUUUCACCGUGACAGGACCGAACCGCUCGUGUGGACAGAGAUCGCUUUAGUUUGAAGAUGCCGUUUACACGUGGAAACGGAGUAGCACGGAUGUAGCCUAAGUUCGGUUGUGGGCCCUCAGCCACAGUAGCAGCAACAGUUUCAAAAAGGGAAAAUUGAAUUUGCGGUCAGGGUUUGUGAUUCUGCACUUAACACACAGUAUAAAUGCCGAUAUACUCCUAUAUGCAGACGAUACUCUACUUUACUUAAACGUUUGAGAUGUGCCGUAGGGAAGCUUGUCCAAGAGAAAGUGAAUCGUGUAAUUUCACAAGUACACUUUAAUUAUCACUGCGUUCCCUCUUAAACACACCUGGUGUUGUUUUUACAUCCUCUGUGACGAUGAAGCUACAUGAGUGUUAUUUUUCAGACGUGUUUUCUACCGAGAAUCUUGUAUAUUGCAUAUUGACUCUGUGCUACUGUAUAUAAACACCAGAUGCCUCCCUUGGUUUUGACAUAGCAAAAACAAUAAAAUAGGUUGUUAUUUUAUAAUAGUGUAUUUAUUAAAUUUGUCGCUUUGAAAGUUAUGUUCACUGGAUAUCGUUAGCUAGGUAUCAGAAGUGUUGCGUCACCUUUUGGCACAAGCCUGAAGUUACACAAGACCAGAUCAUGUGUGUUGAGAUGUUGUCGUUCCACUGAUAUUUCUGCCGCCCUCCACUCAGACUCACUGUUAUUGUCGAGCACCAUAACCGCAAAUUGUCCAGAAACGUGUGUGCAUGCUACACAACAUCUGUACAUAUUACAACAAGAGAAGGGAAAUAAAUAGGUUGUGGAAGACGGUUUCUAUUGUGUAUCGUGUGUGUGUGUCUGAGAGUCACACGGUCAAAGGGACGCAGGCGUCUGCGUGUGUUCAAAGUGUGUGCGUUGUGGUUGUGGCUGUUAAUUGUCGAGUCGUAGCACUGAGUUGUGUGUAUUCUGUUGUGCCUACUGCUGGAGGCAUCGGCUUCCAAAUGAAUAAACCACAGGCUGUCAGGUAUAAACGCUCUGCUGCUGCCAAUGUGUACUUCCAUCUCUGUGAUCCCUCAAUUUCUGUUUUUGAUACCGUGUUAAUUAAAGUUAUGUGUUGAAAUGAAA